AUGUUUGCUCUACAACCUGAACAAGAGGUUCUAUUGCCAUUACCUUUGGAUGAUUUAGUAUUAGAGAUGAAAGAAACAUUAAAGCAAUUAGAGAAAGAAGUAAACAAUUACUUUGAUCUAAAUACGUUAAUACUAGAUCCCAAUCAACAGGUUGUCCAAAUUGUUUGGAUGGCAAAAAAUAAGAAACUAUGCCAAGCAAUGAAUGAUCAAUUUGAUUUAAUCUGUUCAUUAUACAUCUUUAUUCAUAGUCGAAUGUAUGUAGUGUACCAACAUAAUAUAAAUGCCAACCGAUCACGUGAAGAAACUCUCGAAAAGGCCUAUACCAGUUACUCAAAAUGUGACAUAUUAAAUAGUUUAAUUAUGAUUUUGGAAACUCUUAUUGAAUUUGACGAUACAAACCUUGAUAGAUUUGCAAGACAAGGAGCGGAUAUACAAUAUUUACAUUUAAAAUAUACAUUUGGACUUUUAAUUUCAAAGUUUGUCAUCUAUGGGUACCCAAACCGUACACAUAAUUUCGAGUGUUUGACCAACAUUUUGAGAAUUAUGUCUUCCAUCAAGGUCAAUUCAUCUAGCACAUCGCUGAAUGAUUUGGUGUUGAGACGUGUAACAAAUCAACUACUCGUUCAUUUGGCAUUAGAUAAUGAUGAUCCAGAAGCCAUAGAAAUGGCACAAGUGAUAAAGCCCUUUUCGGGGUUCGAUAUUUCUCGAUUCAUCUCAAUCAGACAUUUCUACGCAAAGAAAUUAAAGAUAUUAUCUGCUUUAUCAGCUUCAUUGGUGUGUUACAACAGACCAACAUGGUUAACACCUGUCUAUUAUUGCGCAAGUGAAAUUUUCUUGUACACCAUGUUCAAAGGUUUAAAUUUGCACAAAAAUAGAUUCGUCAAUUUCUUGGUCAACUUGUCUCCAAUCGUUCCAUUUGUUCCAUUGUACAUAAUGACGAAAAAGAAUUGGAAAUGGUUGGCAACUUCAUUUGUCAUCUUUGUCGGUACCUGUAGUAUAGGUUUGAUCGAUAUUAGAUUGACCUCGAAAAAAGAGUCCAAAUGUGUUGAUCGACUCAGACUACUAGACUCUGCAUUAUUCCAAAUGUCUAUCAAACAAGAACCUGUUGAAAAUCAAUAG
Cavenderia fasciculata is the source of this 1119-nucleotide messenger RNA. RefSeq lists its product as uncharacterized. The record is from RefSeq and is a predicted model, not a curated record. NCBI's taxonomy places the organism in Eukaryota, Evosea, Eumycetozoa, Acytosteliales, Cavenderiaceae. The transcript has 3 exons. The coding region runs from base 1 to 1119 and encodes 372 amino acids.